CUUAUAAUACCAUUUCAUGUGGUCUAUAUCUAUUGUAUUGUACCAUAUCUAUGAAACUUCUGCAAAUAUAUCAGAAGUCUGUUCAACUUUUUUAGUAGGGGAUAUACAAGCUCUACACCAACAACAUAAAACACAGCCUUUCCCUUGUUUUUUGUCCUCCUAUAUUUCCCUCACUCAGACACCCAACACUUCCUCAUGCCGAAACACCAAACAACCUUAAUGGAACCUGUUCUCACCCACAACCCCGGCAAUGCCAAACCCAACUAUGACUAUGAUGUCAUAAACUGGUUUGAACAUGUAUCCCAUAAUGCUGGUUUUGUCCAGACUCAGUUGCUCACCCAGAUUUUGAAGCAAAACUAUGGAGUGGAAUAUCUCAAGAAAUGGUUGGGGAACUACAAUAUCCUUGAGAUGGACGCAUGUGCAUUGGAAUCCCUUUUCUGUUCUGUGGUUCCCCUUGCCUCACACGCUGACUUUGAGCCAUUUAUCCAAAGGAUUGCUGAUGGGGACACAGCUCCUUUACUCACUCAACGACCCAUAACCACUCUUUCCUUAAGCUCUGGAACAACAGAUGGAAGGCAAAAGUUCGUACCCUUUACUCGCCAUAGUGCACAAACCACGCUUCAAAUAUUCACUCUAGCAGCAGCCUAUAGAUCAAGGGUUUAUCCAAUAAGGGAAGGAGGAAGGAUUCUUGAAUUCAUAUACAGCAGCAACAGGUUCAAAACAAAAGGAGGUUUAACAGCAGGAACAGCCACAACACACUACUAUGCAAGUGAAGAAUUCAAAAUCAAGCAGGAUGCGACCAAAUCCUUCACUUGCAGUCCCCAAGAAGUGAUUUCUGGUGGAGACUACAAACAAUCCACGUAUUGCCACCUCCUUCUUGGUCUCUUUUACUCUGACCAAGUGGAAUUUAUCACCUCAGCUUUCAUCUACAGCAUGGUGCAAGCUUUCAGCAGUUUUGAAGAAAAUUGGAUGGAGAUUUGCAAUGACAUCAGAGAUGGCACUCUUAGUUCAAGAAUCAAGUUACCAAAAAUGAGAAAGGCUGUUUUGGACAUCAUCUUUCCAAGCCCAGAUUUGGCUUCGAAGUUGGAAAGUGCUUGCCAUGAGCUAGAACUGGUAGAGUGGUCUGGUUUAAUUCCUAAACUCUGGCCAAAUGCUAAGUAUGUCUACUCCAUAAUGACAGGGUCCAUGCAACCAUAUUUGAAAAAGCUUAGGCAUUAUGCAAAUGGGUUGCCUUUAGUUAGUGCCGAUUAUGGCUCAACUGAGAGCUGGAUAGGGGUUAAUGUUGAUCCUAGUUUACCACCAGAAAAUGUAACAUUCGCCGUGGUUCCUACUUUCUCUUACUUUGAGUUCAUACCACUUCACAGGAAUGAAAAAAAACUUAGUUCAGGAGCUGAUGAUUUCACGGAAGAUAAGCCAAUUCCUCUCUCUCAGGUUAAACUAGGACAAGAGUAUGAAGUUGUCCUCACAACUUUCACCGGACUAUACAGGUGCAGAUUAGGGGAUGUGGUGGAAGUGGGUGGCUUCUACAAUGGGACCCCAAAGUUGAACUUUGUGUGUAGAAGAAAGCUAAUUUUGAUAGUAAACAUAGACAAGAACACAGAAAAGGACCUUCAACUAGUGGUAGAAAGAGGGUCCCAGAUUCUGACAAAGGGAAAGGCCGAGCUGGUUGAUUUCACAAGCUAUGCAGAUGUGUCAAAGCAACCAGGGCACUACGUAAUAUUUUGGGAGAUAAAAGGGGAGGUAGACGACAAGAUCCUCGGUGCAUGUUGCACUGAAAUGGACAAAUUGUUCAUGGAUCAUGGCUAUGUGGUGUCAAGAAAAACCAACUCGAUAGGGCCCUUAGAGCUCUGCAUUUUGGAGACUGGGACUUUCAAGAAGAUUCUGGACAACUUCAUCGCAAAUGGGGCAGCCUUGGGCCAAUUCAAAACCCCCAGGUGCACCACCAAUCGUGUCCUUCUUAAAAUUCUCAACACGUGCACCACAAAAAGGUUUCAAAGCGCUGCUUACAACACUUGAACAACAAUCAUUCAUCUGUAUCAUCUUCAUCAAUCAACACCUACUUUAUUA
This is a messenger RNA of Vigna angularis (adzuki bean), 2067 nucleotides long. RefSeq names its product indole-3-acetic acid-amido synthetase GH3.10-like. The transcript is spliced from 4 exons. Bases 196 to 2016 code for a protein of 606 amino acids. NCBI's taxonomy places the organism in Eukaryota, Viridiplantae, Streptophyta, Magnoliopsida, Fabales, Fabaceae. Gene Ontology annotation, cellular component: cytoplasm. The record is from RefSeq and is a predicted model, not a curated record. Gene Ontology annotation, molecular function: acid-amino acid ligase activity.